UAAGAGCUCUUGUGUGACUGAACAGGAUGUCAAAAGCCACUGCUCUGCUCUGCACGAGAAGCUGCUGAUACACAGCGGCGCUUAAAUACUCCUUCCUGGAGACGCUGAAGAUGGGAUCCGGCCAUAAAGAGCCCGAAUUUGAUUUCAGCUUUCUGUUUGAGUACGGCAGCCGAGGCGGAGAGAUGGAAAUGGAGAGAGAGGCUUUUAGCUACACACCAAAUGUUAGUCUGUCUCUCCCACUUGGCAUGGCCAACCCUUGCCUGGCAUCUCAGUACCACAAUCUUCAAUCAAGCCCUGUUAUCUCAGUCUCAUCAUGCCACCAAGCGAGUUACGGACUCCAAGAGAGCACUGUGGCUCCCAACUACUACUUCCCUGGGCUCCGUCCUAAUGGUGCGCCUCCUCUGGAGAGGCCACGCAUUGAGAUCACCUCAUAUGGCCAGAUGCCUGAGGAAGAGGUGGUGGAAAGUGGGACCAUGGGCCCUGUGCCUAAGCGAGUCAACAUUGUGACCUUGACCUUGCCUAGUGCUGAUGGGUACCGUGAUCCAAGCAGUCUGAGUCCAGCAAGUAGCUGCAACUCUGAGGCAUCAUAUGAAUCUGGUUUCUACAACUAUGAAAAUUCACCCCAGAACUCACCCUGGCAGUCACCCUGUGUAUCACCCAAAGGCUUAUCCUCUUCGAUGCUGUCUUGCCCUCCUCAUGGCCAUGCCCCAGGUCCCUCUCCUCGUACUUCCCCUUCCACCUCACCCAAUGAUGACAUCGGAAGUCACGGCAAGCGGAAGUAUAGCUUCAAUGGCACCCCUUAUGGGCACACAUCAGGCAUGUCACCCAACCACUCACCUGGGGCAUCACCUCAGGGUUCACCAAGGCUUGAAGAAAGCUGGCUGGGAAACACUAACCAGUAUACCAAUUCUGCUAUUGUGGCAGCCAUCAAUGCCCUCAGUACAGACGGCUUUCCUGAUCUCAGUGACGGUGUUCCCAACAAGAGCCGGAAGACCAGUGUAGAGCACAACCCCAGCAUGAGCUUGAAGGUGGAGCCGGCAAAUGAGGAUGUGGGAACAGAACUUGGCCAGGAGGACUAUGCCAAUUCCAACCGUAUGCCAUUCAAGAAGGAGAGCUAUUGCUCAGGUUUCCUGGAUGUGCCACCUCACCCAUACUCAUGGCCCAAGCCCAAACCUUACCUCAGCCCGUCCCUGCCGGCUCUUGAUUGGCAGCUGCCAUCCUGCUCAGGUCCCUACAAUCUGCAAAUCGAGGUGCAACCCAAAUCCCAUCACCGUGCCCACUAUGAGACUGAAGGCAGCCGAGGGGCAGUGAAGGCCCUAUCAGGAGGCCACCCUGUGGUGCAGCUCUACGGCUACAUGGAGAGCGAGCCACUAACACUCCAGCUCUUCAUUGGCACGGCAGAUGACCGACUUCUGCGACCACACGCUUUCUACCAGGUUCACCGCAUCACCGGCAAGACCGUCUCCACUGCCAGUCAUGAGGCCUUGCAAUCCAACACCAAGGUGCUGGAGAUCCCUCUCCUGCCUGAGAACAACAUGAGAGCCAUAAUUGACUGUGCUGGAAUCCUGAAGCUCCGAAACUCAGACAUCGAGCUGAGGAAGGGUGAGACGGACAUCGGCCGCAAAAACACUCGAGUCCGAAUGGUGUUCCGCGUCCACAUCAACCAGCCCAACGGCAGGACCGUGUCUCUACAAGUCGCAUCUAACCCCAUUGAGUGCUCCCAGCGCUCAGCACAGGAGCUGCCUUUGGUGGAGAAGCAGAGCCUGGACAGCUACCCAGCAUCAGGAGGUAAAAGGAUGCUCCUUAAUGGGCAUAACUUCCUGCCUGAAUCCAAAGUCAUGUUCGUGGAGAAGGCCCAAGAUGGACACCAUGUGUGGGAGACAGAAGCAAACGUGGACAAAGAUUCUCGCAAAUCUACUUCUUUGGUUGUGGAGAUCCCUCCUUACCGCAAUCAGAGGAUAUCCAGUGCCGUGAACGUUAGCUUCUAUGUCUGCAACGGCAAGAGGAAGAGGAGCCAGUAUCAGCGCUUCACCUACCUGCCGUGCAACGUUCCGAUGAUAAAGACAGAGCCGGCUGAUGACUAUGAGUCCCGGAUGUCCAUACAUGCAAAUGCCUACUUCGGCCAGCAGAGACUACCUACCAUGAUGCCUUUGGAUGAGCCUGAGCCCUGCAUGGUGGCCAGCUAUGCCCCCUGUGCGUCUCGCCCCACCCCCAUGCUAUACUCUUCCCCCAGUUCUAGCCCUAAGCUUCAUGACCUGUCACCUGUACCCUUUCCUAAGUGCCUGAGCAACAGCCCUACACACUCUACCAUACCUGGAGGUAUGGCAUCCAUGCAGGAUCCUCCCACUCACCCUGGGCUGGCCUUACCCAGCUCCCCUGACCAUGCCUCCCUCGCAGUGCACCACCCUCAGGGUAGUCCACACCUUGGCAGCCCCUCAUACCACCCUCUCUACCCCAACAGUAGUCCAUCCUCCUCUCCUACUUCCCAUCCCUCAACACCUGGGGCUGCAGCUGAAAGCCCUUAUCUGGCCACCUUUGGCUCCACCCAGCCAAGAGGAAGCCCACCCACCCUGUUAGCAGAUGAUCACGACUCCCCUGCAUUGCCUGUUACCAUCAAACAAGAACCACAGGAGCUUGACCAAAUGUAUCUGGAUGAUGUCAACGAGAUUAUCAGGAACGACCUGUCCUGUACUUCUUCCCACGGUCACUCAUAGAUGGCCAUGAUCAUACCUGACGAAAGAAGGGACCAAGAUGUCUUCCCUCUGAAGCCACCUGCAAUUGGACAAUCAGUCCUCUCUCAUUUUGAGGAACUUCUCUGAGGACAAUGUGACGUCAUGUUUCACAUGAAAGGCCUUAAAUUCAAUGGUGUAUAAAAAAAAGCACCGUGAAAAAGCAGUGACUGUUUCAUUUGUUGGUUGUUCUUGUUCUUGUUCUUGCUCUUGCCUUAAAACAUUAGAACUGCUCUAUGGUGGACCAAGAUCUCACAAAGGACAUUUUCUUCUGUUCUUGAUGCGUGUCCCUGCCGGCGUUCAGGACAAACGCUGUACAUUUGGCGUUUUGUAGCAAUUAGUCCCGACUGUUUCAUCACAUGGGACAUAUUCUGCAGUGCCUUACUGCAAGUACAAACGGCGAUGCAACUCCGUUCAUCUUCUUCACUUUUUUUAUACCAUUACACUUUGCUCACUCAUUUGUUUACAGUAACUACGAACAGCUGGAAUGUGUAGAUGUGUGUGGAAUCGUGUGAAUAAUGUAGACCUGUGUUUAAACCAGGUUUUUUCUUUUUCUUUGUUUUGUUUUUUUUACACCUUAUACAUAUAAAGUUGUCUGUAGUAAUUUUUGUAUAAAAGUGUAUGUUUAAUGUGCUGUAUAUAAUGCCUUAAUGAACUUUUGUCAUUCCCUGUGUAGUGCAUGGUCUCUUAGUGAAAUCGGACCACCAAUUGGACUACCUCCCUGAUGCCCUUGUACCCUUAGAACUAUAGCAAGAAAGAAAGUUGUUAACGAGCUGAACCAAGAAUUGACCAAGAAUCGCAGGAUUCCAGUUGAAUUAAAGGAAAAGCACUUAUUCCUCUAGUGGAAGUGGGCACUAACCAGUUUCCUGGAGAUCAUAGCACUGUCCCAAAUUUAGGAAUCAUAAACUAGUUAGGCUACAGUGGCAGUUUGUCUAAGACUAGCAAACAUUAGUGUAUAGUAGCUGUGAGGUUAAAUAUUAGCACAUCUUAUCCUCAUCGUUAACAACAGAUUUUUGCGUUGUUUUUUUUUCUCCCAUAAUCUUUUCUGGUCAGAGGGGUGUUGAAUCAUGACUGGAACAAUUUUAUCAAUGCGCUUGUUCUAAUGCAGCAUAAUUUCUAUGCUAACCCAGAUUUUGUACGAUGAAGAGAUUUUUAAAGAUUGAUAUUGUGACGUUUUUACUUUUUGGAAGGAGUCUGCAGUGUGAGUGUAUUGUGUAUGGUCACAGUUAUACAGUAGGUCACGUUUUUGGUCAUGUUGUGAUGAUGUGUUGAGAAAUACAACAAGAAAGCCUGGUGAAGGAAACAAGGAAGAAAAAAAUGUUUGUAGCUGCUAAAUGGAAGUGAUAAAAGUAACUGAAAAAAAUAUGUCAUUGCUGACAAAUUGGCAUGGAUUAAGUGGAAUAAACUACACUGGAGUUUGUGUUUGAAAUUAUUUAAAAUAAUGAACAUUUGUUUAUUAUUUCUUAAAACAGCACAACCCCAAAGGUUUUUUUAUUCCUUACUUUGGAUAAACAGUAAGUAAAAUGUGUCUGAGACCUUUUCUUAGUGUCCAUUUGACCUCGGACAGGAUUUUGUUAGUCAAGUGGUUUGAGCUGAUUUAGAAAAAUUUGAUAGAUGUUUAUAAGCUAGCUGUUAAACCUCGUGCAACUUAGAAAGCUGUAUCUUUAAAGUAACGCUCGCUGUAGUCACGCCACCAGCAGUUUGAAUAAAGUGUAGAUAAGCUGGAUAAGGCAUGUUCGAUUCGGCUUGAAAAUUGGGACAGAUCUCCAGCGACAGGGUUCGUGACCACUUCAAGAGCGCUGUCCCCACAAACGAGCAAAUGCAUCCCGCUCCGGGUGAACGAACUCAUUUUGUUUUAAUUAAACCAUUUGCGCUCUGAGCUAUCAUUUCUCUAAUGGGAAUUUUUCCCCCAGCACGAUUACACAAACAGAAUUAGAACAAUCUCGCGAAGCCUGUUAUCCUUUAAUAAGCGUACAGCAAUAUGUAUAAUCAAUCGGAGGUCGGGUUGGGUUUCAUGGAGAUGAAAAAAAGACCAGCAAUAAACGAUGUGACGACACCAAAGGAUUUCUUACGUAAUCGAUGUUUUCUAUAACCAGAUAUGUGUCCCUAAAGAUGACAGAGUGGACCUUAUUUGAGCACCUCCUUGACAGAUAUCCUGAGCCGUGUAAAGAGACAUGUCAACCAUGGCAAAUCUCAGACACGUCCCAAACUUUCAGAGUCCAGGACUGGAACUGGGAACAAUUGUCUAGAAUCUUCUACAAUACCAAAACUGAGAGGUCUGCUCUCAAUGAAGGCUCACUUUUCUUCUAGUGAAAGAUUUCUUUCUAAAGCAUGCACUUAAUAUCGAUUUCCAAUGUUUCGUUCAUUAUUGUGACACAGAGACUUUGGGAUACUUUUCUUCCUGUUGUAUAUGAACGCAUGAUUGUGUGCCUUAUUCUGCUAAUCUGUUAAAGGAACUGAUUGUAUUCAUUAUCUCCCCCUUCUCAGUUUAGGCACACGGUGGAUUCAAUCUUGUAUCUUCUCUAAUAUGGAAUAUUUAUAGAAAUCUCAAGGGUAUUUUAUGUAUACAGUAUGCUUUCUGCUAAAUAAAGAAAUAAAAAAAACAUUAUUUAAAAGA
Molecule: messenger RNA, 5346 nt
Organism: Tachysurus vachellii
Lineage: Eukaryota; Metazoa; Chordata; Actinopteri; Siluriformes; Bagridae
Product: nuclear factor of activated T-cells, cytoplasmic 1-like
Exons: 10
Coding region: 111-2714 (867 amino acids)
Biological process (GO): cytokine production; regulation of transcription by RNA polymerase II; calcineurin-NFAT signaling cascade
Cellular component (GO): transcription regulator complex
Molecular function (GO): DNA-binding transcription factor activity, RNA polymerase II-specific; transcription factor binding; RNA polymerase II cis-regulatory region sequence-specific DNA binding
Source: RefSeq, a predicted model, not a curated record